Messenger RNA from Daldinia childiae, 606 nucleotides. RefSeq names its product Ras-related protein ced-10. Gene Ontology annotation, molecular function: GTPase activity; protein kinase binding; GTP binding. The record is from RefSeq and is a predicted model, not a curated record. NCBI's taxonomy places the organism in Eukaryota, Fungi, Ascomycota, Sordariomycetes, Xylariales, Hypoxylaceae. Gene Ontology annotation, cellular component: plasma membrane; cell projection; cell cortex. The coding region runs from base 1 to 606 and encodes 201 amino acids. The transcript has 6 exons. Gene Ontology annotation, biological process: small GTPase-mediated signal transduction; actin filament organization; establishment or maintenance of cell polarity.
AUGGCUGCCCCUGGUGUUCAAUCAUUGAAGUGCGUCGUUACGGGUGACGGUGCUGUCGGAAAGACAUGUCUUCUUAUUUCAUACACAACGAAUGCGUUCCCUGGUGAAUAUAUACCCACGGUCUUCGACAAUUACUCGGCAAGCGUGAUGGUUGAUGGCAAGCCUAUCAGCUUAGGACUAUGGGAUACUGCCGGUCAGGAAGAUUACGAUAGAUUGCGACCGCUCUCUUACCCUCAAACCGAUGUUUUCUUAAUCUGCUUUUCCAUCGUGAGCCCGCCUUCGUUUGAUAACGUAAAGGCUAAGUGGUACCCCGAAAUCGAUCACCAUGCGCCAAACAUUCCCAUCAUCCUAGUUGGGACCAAAUUGGAUCUUCGAGAGGACCCCGCUACCCUGGAAAGCCUUCGAUCCAAGAGGAUGGAGCCGGUGUCGUACGACCAAGCCCUGGUCUGCGCAAAAGAGAUCCGUGCCCAUAAAUAUCUUGAAUGUUCAGCCCUCACUCAGCGAAACUUGAAGAGCGUAUUCGACGAGGCUAUUCGUGCCGUUCUAAACCCUCGGCCUGUCGCUACGAAAGGUGGAUCAAAGAAGAGCAAGUGCACGAUUCUAUAA